CGCUUGUUAAACUUGUGUAGUCCGGAUCAAUGACACUGCCCGAAAUAUGCCAGUAAAAAGGGUAGCCAGUAACUUAAAGAAUGCGAACAAUCCGAUUUAGUAACACUCUAUCAUUCGUUCUGACAUCAUCAUACAGUAGUUUUUAUAGCUCAAAUCAGCUUGCAGUGAAUGGAAAAACCCUAAAAAAUUCAGUUAUAACAGAGACAAGUACUUGUCUCUGGUUAUAAUUCAUAUCUAACCUGACUUGAGUCAGCUGUUUCUGGUUUGAAAACUCCCCAAUCUGACACUUAUUUAGUUGGCUCUUAAAUCAAAUGAUGGGGAAAAUUUGCGAAUUAUUCUGUUAAAAAUGUAAAGUAUUGCUACUAGAAAGUUGCGGGGCGAAUUGCGGCUGUUUAUUAACCAAAAACUCGGCAAUACAGACCUGAGAAAGCAAUGAAUUUUGUGGAUGAUGACAGUGAUGAUGAGUUGCCCCCUGGCUGGGAAGAACGGGUAGCUACAGACGGUUCAGUUUAUUAUGCCAAUCACCUAACAAAGAACACCCAGUGGACACAUCCCAGAACUGGAAGAAAGAAGAAAGUGGCUGGAACACUUCCAUUUGGAUGGGAAAGAGUAGUUUCUUCAAAUGGAGAAGUAGUGUACGUGAACCAUGAAGACGAAAGCACCACUUAUACAGACCCUCGCUUAGCUUUCGCUGUGGAAGAAAAAGAACAUGCCAACGACUACAGACAACGAUUUGAUGCGUCCAGCACUGCCCUUGGGGUUCUUGUCGGCAGAGACCUUUCUGGCAGGAUUGCAGUAAUAACAGGGGCGAAUUCGGGAAUUGGGUUCGAAACAGCCCGAUCUUUGGCCAAACAUGGAUGCACCGUUAUAUUUGCCUGCAGAAAUCUGUCAGCUGCCGAAGAAGCCAUCGAAAAAAUCAGAACCGAAGAAAGACUGAACAUUGCUGAUAACUGUGUGGCUAUACAUUUGGAUCUAGUUUCGCUCGCAUCAGUUGUUCAAUUUGCAAAUACCAUCAAAAGCAGAUACAAGCACAUCGACAUGCUCAUUCUCAACGCCGGCGUUUUUGGGCUGCCGUUCUCCAAAACUCCAGAUGGACUGGAAAUGACUUUCCAAGUGAACCAUCUGAGCCAAUUCUACCUGACUUUAUUAUUAGACCCGCUUUUGAUCUUGGGAUCUCGCGUGGUAAUUGUCUCAUCAGAAUCUCAUAGGUUUUCCAGUCUAACUAUGGACAAUAUAGAGCCUCUGACACUUUCCCCGGACACAAGCCGACACUACUGGGACAUGACUGCUUAUAACAACUCGAAACUGUGCAAUGUCUUGUUCGGUCGUCAGCUAGCCAAAAAUCUUCAAAACAGAGGAAUAUCAGUAUUCAGCCUGCAUCCGGGAAAUAUGGUCGCCACUAAACUCAGCAGGAAUUGGUGGCUGUAUAAAUUGCUCUUCGCCUUUGUACGCCCCUUUACUAAGAGCCUUCAACAGGCCUCGGCGACGUCAGUUUACUGUGCUACAGCGCCUGAUGUGAUUGGAGUUACAGGAGUUUACUUUAACAACUGCUGCCCAUGCCAGGAAAGCGACGCGGCUCGCAAUGAUGAGAUGGCUCGGACUCUGUGGAACGUGAGCAUAGACAUGAUAAAAAAUAUUUUUGGAUCAAACGCUUCUGGGUUGGAUAAAAAGCUGAUCAAACCCGAGAAAUAUUUUAUUAGACGCAAUUUCGAUGAGAGCGAAUGAUGGAAAGUGAGUAUUGAUUUAACUGUUUAUUUUAUGUGAUUUGUACGGAUUUCAUAGUUUUCAUAGAUUUUUGUUAUCAUAGUUUUGUUAUUUAGCCAAUGUUUUGGGGUUUACAUAACGGCUUAAACAAUAUUUUGCCAUAGAAAAAAGUUUUGUUGAAAUAAGUAAUUCGCCUUCCGUGGCUUCCUAAGCUAUGCUUUAUAGCAAAGCCUCAAGGCUGAUUUUGUGCACAUUCAUAUCUUCCUUUCUACAUAAAAAUAGUUCAUCGCUACCCAACCCUAUGCACUUGCUGAAAACGCGCAUUUAAUUACCUCGUAGAAGUUAUAAUACAUAUCAUUAACUCGAUUUAUGUCAAUUUCUUAUGUGUCCAAAGCUGGUGUGGAAAAGCAAACAAAUAACACCAAAAACAGAGAACCAAAACGUAUUUUAAAAUGUAUAAUUAAUAGACGGAAAAACAUAGUUAACAUCCAAUAUUAAAGUUACUGUAUUAUUAGAACUUAAGCAGAAAUAAGAUAGGAAUGUAUUGAGCUGUGUAAGCUUUAGUGAGUUAAACUUACAGUAGACAAAAGUAGUUAAAAACAACAAUUAUAAAAGCAAGUACAUGUAUAAAGAAAUGACCCGCUUUCGACAUAAUCGAGUGUUUUGAGAAACCGAACAAAGCAUUAAAAAAUUGGUGGAGAUUUCUGAAAUAUAGAAAGAAAAAAUAUUGGUUCAGUUCCUUAAAACAAAGUCAAUAUGCCCAAGAUUGGUCGAUUUCUGUGAACUUCGUCCACAACCACAGUACUGUAGUUUAACUAGCCUUAAGUAUAAUUUAUAAGUUCCAUGAAUCUUCUAUGCUAUCAGGGUACUAAAAUGCGUAAGCACAAAAAGACAAGAGUGUAACGAUUCAAAAACAGACUUAUUACAAUAUUGACAAAUAUAUUUAUCUAUGUAAUGGAGGAAACGUAUAACAAUGGUAGCACAGGUGUCUGAGUUAUCAUUUAGGAUUAUUAAAUAUUUUCUAGUGAUGUAAAUACAAACCUAUUAAAUUCAACUGAGAAUAUA
Molecule: messenger RNA, 2769 nt
Organism: Dendroctonus ponderosae (mountain pine beetle)
Lineage: Eukaryota; Metazoa; Arthropoda; Insecta; Coleoptera; Curculionidae
Product: WW domain-containing oxidoreductase-like
Exons: 8
Coding region: 433-1725 (430 amino acids)
Molecular function (GO): protein binding
Source: RefSeq, a predicted model, not a curated record